ACAUCAGAGCACAGUCUGCAAAUUCUUUGCUAUUUUUGAGGCCACUUUUUCUCAGCGCUUUGUCUUCUUCUUCUUCUUUUACUUCUACUUCUUCUUCUUCUUCUUCUUCGCUCGAGCUCUCUACCUCCAUUUCCGUUCGGGUUUGGGGUUGUAGCAACCAAAAUUCGUCUAAUUAUGGUUUCAGCACAGAGUUUGAGUUUAAAAAACUAGGGUUUUCAUUUUGAUUUUGUUGAAGCUUUUGCGUUGAUGUUGUUGUUGUUGUUGUUGUUCUUCGAUUGGUGAUGGAAGCGGUGAAUCCACAGCCCCUUCAGGCUCUUCCGUACGAGGAUCACUUGGUUUUUCCGACUGAGGACGACGGCGACGACUACGACGACGGUGGCGAUGGUGAUGAUGGUAUGGAUGAAGCGGAGGAUGAGCAUGUGACUUCGGUGAACGCUUCGGACCACCACCACCACUACUACGGCGGCGGAGGUGGUGUUGUGGUGGCGUCUAGGACUAGUGAGCUCACUCUUGCUUUUGAAGGAGAGGUUUAUGUAUUCCCUGCUGUUACGCCGGAGAAGGUGCAAGCAGUGCUCUUGCUUUUGGGAGAGCGCAAAAUACCUACUGGUGUGCCUACCAUUGAUGUUCCAUUUAAUUCGAAUAACAGGGGUGUGGAUGAUAACCAGAAGUGCUCAAAUAUUUCACGAAGAAUUGCCUCCCUGGUUAGGUUCCGUGAAAAGCGGAAGGAGAGAUGCUUUGAUAAGAAAAUUAGGUACACCGUGCGAAAAGAGGUUGCUCAUAGGAUGCAUCGGAAGAAUGGUCAGUUUGCUUCAUUGAAAGAAAAUUCAGCCACUUCUAGUUGGGAUUCUACUAAGAGUUGCCUUCAAGGAGAUGGCACACCUCGUCCAGAAACUGUUGUUCGAAGAUGUCAACAUUGUGGUGUUGGUGAAAAUUCUACUCCUGCAAUGCGUCGUGGCCCAGCUGGACCAAGGACACUCUGCAAUGCAUGUGGGCUUAUGUGGGCAAACAAGGGAACUCUGAGAGAUCUGAGCAAGGGAGGGAGGAAUCUUUGUUUGGACCAAAUAGAACCGGAAACUCCCGUGGAUAUUAAGCCUUCAAUCAUUGAAGGAGAAAAUUUCUGUGGAAACCAGGAUAAUCCUGGAACGCCUGACGAUCCUUCUAAGGUUGUAACAGGAGAAACUGGCAGUCCUGUCAAUCCAGAUGAGGAAGAUUUGUGUGGAAUUGCAGAAGAUCAUACAAAUAGUUUGGCAGUGGGAAUUAUCAAUUCUUCAUGCAACCUUGAUGAGCAGGAAACUCUUGUUGAGCUUGUAAAUAUUUGUUCAGAAACUGAGAUUGACAUUCCUGCAAACUUUAGUGUAGGUCUAUAAUUGUUAGACUUCUUCAAAAGGAAGAGCAAGCAAGAACUCGUCGGAGCUUCAAAUGGCGAAUGAGUUGAAAAUACUGAUUGCAGUUGAUUCUCUCUCUCUCUCUCUCUCUCCAAAGAGGCACACUGCGGGUUACCCCUAACAUUUGAAAAUAUGGGGGUGCUUAAUGUUGAUAUUAAUUGAUAGGAUCUUGUAUGUGUGUAUUGAGAAGAUAUUUUGAGUGUCUUAACCAAUCUAUAUACAUAUAUAUGAUAAUUUUCUUGAGCUUAUUCUUAUUGGAAUUUAUUGAA
Molecule: messenger RNA, 1654 nt
Organism: Camellia sinensis
Lineage: Eukaryota; Viridiplantae; Streptophyta; Magnoliopsida; Ericales; Theaceae
Product: GATA transcription factor 19
Biological process (GO): regulation of DNA-templated transcription
Molecular function (GO): zinc ion binding; sequence-specific DNA binding; protein binding
Source: RefSeq, a predicted model, not a curated record